Molecule: messenger RNA, 845 nt
Organism: Punctularia strigosozonata HHB-11173 SS5
Lineage: Eukaryota; Fungi; Basidiomycota; Agaricomycetes; Corticiales; Punctulariaceae
Exons: 5
Coding region: 19-627 (202 amino acids)
Biological process (GO): removal of superoxide radicals
Molecular function (GO): superoxide dismutase activity; copper ion binding
Source: RefSeq, a predicted model, not a curated record
GGUUCUUGCCCUGCCGCCAUGGACUACCGCUCCCAACACCAACAAAAGUCAGCAAGGUCUGUGGUGUAUGCCUCAGUUGCGGGCUUCGUGCUCGUUUUCCUAUUGUGGAACGCAUACUUCAGGCCAGUGGUUGUAACACCUACCGGCCCUGUGGUGACUAAGGCGGUUGCCGUGCUCAACGGCAACACUGUCAAAGGAACUGUUACAUUCUCGCAGUCCUCACCCACCGGCCCAGUAAAGAUCACUGGCAAAGUAACCGGUCUCGAUCAAAACGCAAAGCGUGGAUUCCAUGUACACGCCUUCGGGGAUGUCUCUGGCGGAUGCGCCAGCACGGGCUCUCAUUUCAACCCGGCUGGUGUCACACACGGCGCACCCUCCGAUGCUAAGGAUUCACGCCAUGUUGGAGAUCUGGGAAACAUCCUCUCCGAUAAUGACGGCGUCGCCACCCUCGACUUUGGCGACGCCUUGAUCUCCCUGACCGGUCCGAACAGCAUUGUUGGCCGCGCGGUGGUUGUGCAUGAGGGCACUGACGACCUAGGACGCGGUGAUAGCGACGAGUCUUUGAAGACCGGAAAUGCCGGGGGAAGGGCAGCGUGCGGUGUCAUCGGGUUGACCGAACUGGCUUGAAGGUUGAUUCAAACGAAGGCCCAUUCAGGAUUCUACCGAUCACCAGGCUGGACGUUCAUCCAUACAGUAGUUAUGUAGAGUACUAUUGCUUCGUAGUACUUUGCUCGUAUGCCCUGCACGGGCUGCGCAUUGUACAUGUGCUCGGCAAUUGCCGGUAUGUACGUACGUAAGUAUGAGCGAACGCGCGCGUUCGACCCUUCGAGCGUGACACGCAAUAU